Acanthochromis polyacanthus (spiny chromis) is the source of this 2328-nucleotide messenger RNA. RefSeq names its product solute carrier family 35 member F6 (gene slc35f6). Gene Ontology annotation, molecular function: transmembrane transporter activity. The record is from RefSeq and is a predicted model, not a curated record. NCBI's taxonomy places the organism in Eukaryota, Metazoa, Chordata, Actinopteri, Pomacentridae. Gene Ontology annotation, biological process: transmembrane transport. The transcript is spliced from 6 exons. Bases 144 to 1280 code for a protein of 378 amino acids. Gene Ontology annotation, cellular component: intracellular membrane-bounded organelle; membrane.
CCGUCAGCUGACUGACCUGUCACGUGACGUCUCACAACACACAUAGGCACAGCAGACUGUGGAGGUAAACUAAGCACCUUUUCACAAAACUCAGUUUGCUGGUGGUGGUCUUCGGCUUUGUUUCUUUUGUUUCCACGUCCAGCAUGGCUUGGACAAAAUACCAGCUGUUCCUCGCAGGACUCAUGCUCACAACAGGCUCCAUCAAUACGUUAUCGGCUAAAUGGGCUGACAUGUUUACAGCAAGGGGUUGCCAUGAUGACCCUGAACAUACAUUCUCACAUCCAUUUGUGCAGGCAGUGGGGAUGUUUCUGGGAGAGUUCAGCUGUCUUGCAGUCUUCUACAUCUUGGUUUGCCAUGACAGACGUAGCCCAGAACCUAAGAUGAACACCGGAGGGAGCUUCAACCCUCUUCUUUUCUUUCCUCCUGCCAUGUGUGACAUGACAGCCACUUCCAUCAUGUAUGUUGCGCUCAACAUGACAAGUGCCUCCAGCUUCCAGAUGCUUCGUGGAGCUGUCAUCAUCUUUACUGGUCUGCUUUCAGUGGCUUUUCUGGGCCGUCGCUUGGCAUGCAAUCAGUGGCUCGGCAUCUUGAUUACCAUUCUGGGCCUGGUGAUAGUGGGCCUUGCCGACUUAAUCAGUGGGCACAAAGAUGACUCGCAUCAACUAAGUGACAUCAUCACUGGAGACCUUCUUAUAAUCAUGGCUCAAGUCAUUGUGGCAGUGCAGAUGGUCCUGGAGGAAAAGUUUGUCUACAAACAUGAUGUCCAUCCUCUUCGGGCAGUCGGAACUGAAGGUUUCUUUGGUUUCCUCAUCCUAACGCUGCUGCUGAUCCCCAUGUACUUCAUCUACGUUGGAAACUUCACUGACAAUCCUCGGCAUGUUCUUGAGGAUGCAAUAGAUGCGUUCUGUCAGAUCGGACACCAGCCACUUAUUCUGUUGGCUCUGUUGGGCAACACGGUUAGCAUCGCCUUCUUCAACUUUGCUGGGAUUAGCGUCACUAAAGAGAUCAGCGCCACCACCCGUAUGGUGCUGGACAGCCUGCGGACACUGGUCAUUUGGGUGGUGAGCCUGGCAUUGGGUUGGGAGAACUUCCAUGGCCUGCAGGUUCUGGGCUUCUUGGUCUUGUUGCUGGGUACAUCUCUCUACAAUGAUCUACACCGACCCCUGUUGGCCAGAAUACCAUGCUGUGCUGGAAUGGUGACUGUAGAUGAGGAAAGCAGCCCAGGAGAAAGAGAGAGACUUCUUGGUGAUGACACGAUGGAAGCAAGUAGAGAUCACUAGAACUUCCACACUUAGCACUCAGACAGCUUCCCACUGUAGUGGACUGUGUCAAAGGCACUGCACCUUUCAUGGAUGCUGUCAGUUAUCUGUCAGUCGAUUUUUAUUCAACACCUCAGAUUUUAACUGGCCUCUCACAAUAUUGUAAAUGGUGGAAGUGUGAAAACAUUGUGAAAAAACGUGCUUAUUUGCUUUCUUGCCAGGGGUUAGGUGGGAUGAUGGAUACCAUUCUCAUAUAUGUACACUAAAUGAAGCUGGAUAUUGUUAGCUUAGCACAAAGAUUGGAAACAAGAGGAAGCAGCUAUAUUGGAUCUGUCCAAAUGCAACAAAAUGGGGAAUUCUCAACAAUAUAACCAAUAUGAAACCCACAAUGGGUUGUUUUUAUAAUUUAGUCUUGUUUGGAUUAAAACAAGACAUAUUUUAAUGUUAAUUUGUAAAUUUUAGAGGUACUGGUAGAUAGAUCUUGUUUUCUGACAAGUUAGCCAUUUCCCAGUCCUCAGUCUUUUGCUAAGCUAAAUGAAAUUGCUGGUUCUAUCUACGUACUGUGUUUACUGCACAGACAUGAAUGUUAUUAAUUUUAGUAAGCUUAUAUCCUGAAAUGUCAAUCUUCAAAGAAAAGGAUGGUAGAGAGGGUGACUGAAGGGAACAGGUUUUUAAGAGAUUCCUGUUUUUCUUCAUUCUGAAAACAAAAACAAUUUAUUAAAUAGACGGACCAUUGACACAUUGUAAUUGUUUGAAUUUUUUUUUAAAUGCUUCUUUAUGCAUUUUUUUUCUUGUGUUUCUAAGGAUAAUGAUAGUGACUCCAGUUUAUUUGAUUGUGCCAAAAUGUUUGUGCACUGUAUUUAAUUCCUGGCAAAUGCACGACAGAGGUAUUAGUUAAACAUUUCUUUGCUAAUCAAACUGCAGAGCCAAUCCCUUAAUCUCUGUUUCAUUGUUUUCUGAAUUUCAUAUACACACUGAAGCAGUUUUUAAAUAAAUGUCUGGGUUUUUUUUUUCUCUGUCCCACAGUUUUAUUUGAAAAGAUGGACUUGUUAAACAAGUCAAAGCUCUA